Molecule: messenger RNA, 1626 nt
Organism: Fusarium vanettenii 77-13-4
Lineage: Eukaryota; Fungi; Ascomycota; Sordariomycetes; Hypocreales; Nectriaceae
Exons: 3
Coding region: 1-1626 (541 amino acids)
Biological process (GO): transmembrane transport
Molecular function (GO): transmembrane transporter activity
Source: RefSeq, a predicted model, not a curated record
AUGGAGAAACAGGAUAACCCUUCUUCGAGUACUCCAACCCUUCGAAACGAGUCCUCAGACGAAAAUAGCCCUACGACCUCGGAGCCCAAGGGUCCUCAGCAGGAGAGAACCAUCAGGGGCUUCCGCUGGUUCCUCGUAUGCGUCGCCAUCUUCUCGGCAAACUUUCUCUACGGGCUCGAUACAACCAUUGCUGCGGACAUCCAAGCUGCCGUGUCCGAGACCUUUGACAAUGUCACAAAGCUUGGAUGGCUCGGCGUAGGUUUCGGCCUAGGAGCUACAGUUGCUAUCCUUCCCCUGGGCAAGGCGUACGGUAUCUUUGACACAAAGUAUCUUUACAUCGCGUCUCUGGUCAUGUUCUCAGCAGCUAGUGCCCUUUGCGGUGCUGCUCCUUCUAUGGGUGCCAUGAUCGUCGGACGUGUCUGGGCUGGCGCUGGUGGUGCGGGCAUGUAUCUUGGAACAUUGAACUUGGUGUCUUCGACUGCCAGUCCUCGCGAGGCUGCGUUCUAUAUCGCCUUUGAAGGCUUCGUCUAUGGAGGAGGGUGUAUCCUUGGACCAGUGGUUGGAGGUCUAUUGUCAGACAGCGCUGCAACUUGGAGAUGGGCGUUUUAUCUCAACCUGGUAAUCUUUGCCAUCACUUCGCCCAUCUACCUCUUCGCUCUGCCAUCGCUGCCUCAACAGCCCGACACAUCCUUCGUCGAGAAGCUCAAGAAGCUCGACUGGCUGGGAAUUACCCUCAACACGGGCAUCUAUGUCUGCUUCGUCCUCGCCUUCACCUUUGGCGGUCCAGAGUGGGCGUGGGAUGAUGGUCGGUUCAUCACUUGCGUCGUGCUCUUCGUCGUCUUCGUCGCUGCAUUCGCCAUCACGCAGUACAACACCGUCUUCACCAACAAGAUCGAUCGGCUCUUCCCUUGCGACUUCCUGGCCAACCCCCAGAUGAUAAUCUUGUACAUCGCCAUUGCGUGUGGUGGAGCUGGUCUGUUCGUGGCCGUGUACUAUAUCCCUCUGUACUUUCUCUUUGUCCACGGUGACUCGGGAACUGAGGCGGCGGUCCGACUUCUCCCCUUCAUCUUCUUUUACAUCACGGCCAUCCUCUUCUGCGGAUAUGCCAUGCCUCGUACCGGCUACCAUAUGGUCUGGUACCUGAUCUCUGGCCUUCUGCUCACGGUUGGCGGUGCAGCCAUGUACACCAUCAAGGCUGACUCUCCCGCGAGCUACACGUACGGCUUCUCAGCGCUCCUGGGCUUCGGCCUGACGACUAGUCAGGCGGGCUACGCGGUAGCAGCCCAUAUCGUCAAGCCAGACCGACUCGCCGAAUCGAUCCAGUUCCUCAACAUCUCCCAGGGCAAAAGCCAAAUGCUAGGCCUAGCGAUCGCCAGCUCCAUCUUCCAAAGCCGCGCUUUUGACGGCAUGAACAAGGUGCUCCAAGGUCAAGGCUUCUCGACAGAAGAGAUCCGGGCUGCUAUCGCGGGUUCGCAGAGCAAGAUUUUGGCGACCAUCAGCCCGGAGCUGAGGCGGCGGUGCCUGGACGUGCUGGUCAAGACCAUCUCGGAGAUCUGGGUCAUGGUGAUCGCUGCGGGUGCGCUGCUGACUGUUUCAUCGCUGUUUCUUACAAAGAAGCGGUUUUGA